Molecule: messenger RNA, 234 nt
Organism: Rotaria sp. Silwood1
Lineage: Eukaryota; Metazoa; Rotifera; Eurotatoria; Philodinida; Philodinidae
Source: the annotation of a GenBank genome assembly
AUGCCAUCGAAAAAGAGUAAAACAGCUAAAGCAGAACGUUCAUCAAGUGGAUCACCAAAACGUAAAUCUAAUGGUAAAAGUGCUGAAGACCGUCCAGAUAUUGAUGUAUUAUCACCAGCUGCUGUAAUCAAUGCAUAUUAUAUAUGUCAUAAUGUUGCUGACUGUUUAGAUGCACGAGGUUUUGCAUGGGAAGGUGCUAAAAAAGGCAAAAAGAAGAAAAAGAAAAAAUCAUAA